[Torrubiella] hemipterigena is the source of this 6236-nucleotide messenger RNA. NCBI's taxonomy places the organism in Eukaryota, Fungi, Ascomycota, Sordariomycetes, Hypocreales, Clavicipitaceae. The record is from the annotation of a GenBank genome assembly.
UGCACGAAACCCUUGACCAGUCGUCCUUCAUGCUUUCCAUCACCAAAACUUUUGUUGUUACAGAACAAGCUUGACUUUUGCCGGGUGACUGCAGACAAACUCUCUUUUCUAUCCAAACAAAGCAUUUCGCUGCUCUUCUUCUUUUCCUAAUGAUUCUUCUUCACGUCCCGUGCCGCCCUCUGCCCAUUCACCGCAUCGUUAUCGUCGACUCUGUCGUCACCAUCACGCAGCACAAACACUCGCUACAGUAACCUGCAAACGCGUUACCAGAGUAUUUGAAUGGAUGCAAAACUGACUCCCAAGAGAAGCGUUCUGGGGAGGGCGAAAGACGCGAUUUCGCGCCAGCUUUCCUCAGAACGUGUUGGCCUCCAUGUCCUGAGAGCCCCAGACAACGCGGAAAUUGAUAUUGUGGCCGUUCACGGUUUAGGAGGCAGAGGUUUUCGAUCAUGGAUCACAAGGGACCCAAAGUCCGGGUCGUCCAAGCCCUGGCUUGAGGAGCUGCUGGCUGCCGAUAUCCCAAAUGCACGCAUCAUGACCUACAGAUACAUCUCCAGAGAGCUGAGUUAUGCUUCUAUUGUUCAGAAUCUACUCGUUGGAAGCGCCAAGAACCUGGCCUUUUCGCUAGCUGCCUUGCGAAAUCAGGAUGGCGCCAACAGACGACCACUAUUCUUCCUGGCACACAGCUUGGGAGGUUGGGUCGUCAAGCGUGUUCUCAUCUUGUCCCACGAGUCUGUAGAGUCCCAGCUACAGGACAUCGAGGCUUCCACGUGUGGAGUGGCAUUUUUUGGUACCAUUGCUCCAGGAAAGCCAUCGUCGCCUUCUCCGUUGGCUCACGUUGUCCGCCGCACAUCCACCUUGACAGAUACUAAUAAAAGGAUGGAAAAUUCUAUGGAUUUUAACGGAAGCGGCAGUAUCGAGCAGCUGGAGAAGCAAAUGGGAGCGUUUAAAGCUAUUGCCUCAAACCUGCCCAGACUCUCCUUCUACGAAACUAAGAAAGGCGAAGAUGGAUUCGUCGCGGAAAAGAAGCAUGCGGUGACUAGUUCUGACGGCUCUCGAGUCGCGCUAGCUGCCACACACUCGGACCUUGUCACCUUCAAUGGGCGUGAUGACAAUUAUCAUGCUUUCUUGUCCAAAUUUAGUCAAAUGAUUGACAAGAAGCGAAUCAAGACUCUCUUGGAGUCGAAGAGAAAAGAAACAGCACUUCCAAACCCAAACCGAGAAGAGUACCGCAAAUAUGGAUUCUCACUGCAAUACGAGCUUCCAGAGGAUCCCCACAGCACUGUUCUGCGCAGCGAGAUUCUCCGACAAAUCGGGCUUGUCUGCAAUGCAGAUGAAGGCGAUCCUACUUUGCGCAUUGCUGUGCUAACGGGAGUCCAUGGAAGCGGCAAGACAGCCAUGGCGAAGCACUUUGCGAAGACGAACAAGGAGCUGUCCUUUGUAUUCUGGAUCCGUUCCGAAUCUUGGGAGACAGUUGCCACCAGCUAUCUCCAGUUCGCCGACGACAUCGCCAGCCACUAUGCUAAGAACAUCCCACGCAACAGAGUCGAAGAGGAACUUGGUCUUACAGGGAUCCAAGAUAUGCUCAAGAUGAAGAAUCCAAUGGAUCUGGACAGAACACGUAUCAUGUCUGUUGUCCGUGGCGUCAACGAUUGGAUGGUUCAGAGUGGCAACGACAAAUGGCUCGUUGUUUUUGAUCAUGUUGUGCCGUCAUAUGAUAUCAUGCCAUUUAUCCCACUCUCUCUGCAUGGCAAGAUUAUCAUGACAACAAUUGAUAGAGAGACGUGUCUUAUGGGCACAAACAUUACCGUUGGCCCAAUGUCUGAAGACGAGUCUGUAGAGUUGUUGAGGCUCGAUGCUGGCCAAUUCACUGCUAAUAGCUUGCAGCAAGACGAAGCCGCUAGGGCUCUCGUUAAGCAACUCGGCUACAAUCCACUAUUAAUAUCUACAGCAGCGUCUACUAUUCGCAGUAGAAACAUCACAGUCGUCGACUAUCUCGCUGGCAUUGAGGCCAAGAAUACACCAACGCUAUUUGGCUCUACCAUCGACCAAUCGCCAGUUACACGUACCUUUUUAAAGGUCAGCUCCAUGCUGUCCUUGGCUGCUAUACCUGCGUCUCUCUUCGCAGUACCUUGGGAAGCAGACCACGCUACCACAGAAAUCAGCGAAUUAAUACAGCAAAUGCGACAGUACCAAAACCAAAGCGGCCUAGACGAUGUCAUCCAGCAUUUGCUAAACAGCAAUUUCAUCCAAAUAGCACCAUCUCCAGACUCAACUCCCCCUUCGUCUCCAAGAUCCAUUGUCACAACCCGCUCUGCUACGACUGUGGAUUACUUUUUCGUGGAUAAGGAUACUCGAGAACACAUCAGGGAUACAAUGUCCAUAGACGAAACUGUACAGCAUUCUUGGCUUGCUUGUAAUCUCUGCGUCAAUGGAAUCCGUGACAACAAUCUCGACGCCUCGAGUCUUCCGGAAAUCCACAGCUUUGGUAGGGUUAUGCUUCCUCAUGCCAGGACUUGUUACGAUGACUGGGCUGGUGUACUUGAAAAUCCACCAGAUGAAGUGGCCUGGCAUGUUCUGGGAAAUGUGUGUAUGAUUCAAGGUGCACUGAAACAAGCAAUUGGCUGUUUUGAGCUCGCUCUGCGCCAAAAUUCAUCAACCAUGACUACAGUCGAGCGAAUCCAAACCUCGAUAUCACUGGCACGCUUGCUUGAGCAAGAAGGCAACGGAGAGCGCAGUCUCGAGGUUUUAACAUCGAUCGACAUCGCAUCUAUCGACCAAGCACUAGGUUUCCAGGUUUCCCGUGCCAAGGCAUCAGCGAACGCUUCUUGUGGACAUCUCGACCGUGCCGAAGAUCAGUUUGAGAAUCUGGAGCACGAGCAAGAACAGGUUCUCGGCGCAGCCCAUGCUGAGACGGUAGGCACUGUGCAGAUGCUCGCUGCGACGCUCGAGCGGCUACAGAGGCUUGAGGAUGCGCAGACUCUGUAUCGAAGAGUCUACCUGUCAUACCAGAAGACGUUUGGCCAGUCGCAUCCAAUGACACUUGGCUCCUUGGAUGCUCUAGCGAACAUCUCCAAAGCUCUCUUUGCCACCAACGAGGCUGAGACUCUGUACAAGCUCUCCGUAGAGAUCAAGACACGCUGCCUCGGCCCUGAUCACCCUCGCACAGCAUUUGCCAUGCAAAACGUUGCCACCAUAGAAGAUGUUCUUGGUCGUUACGGCGACGCGCGCCAAAAGUUCACCGCAGCACUCGCUAUUAUGCAGGAUACCCUCGGCCCCUUACAUCCGCACUACACCCUCACAGCGCACAACUUUGCCCGCUGCCUCUACCACCAUGCACAAGUCCUAGGGAACAAUACACCAAUGACGAGUUCCCUUAACGCCGCCGAAUUCCACGCACAAAAUAGUGCCCGUCGCACCCACACACCUGCGGACGGUGUGAUGCGCGAAACUGCCCGUCGUCGCGCGCUCAUGGAGUCAGAGAAGCGCUACCUUGAGGUCCUGAACAAUAUGCGCAAAGCAAAGGGUAUUUACCAGUACGAGCAACUCGUCAAGGUUGGUCGGGAGUUGUACCAGCUGUAUGAUUCAGAGGAGCUGUUUGCGCUGCAUCGCUUUGAGAAGAUUGAAAGCAUGUGGGACAUUGUGGAGGGCUCCAAAAGACGCAAUACGAUAUCCUAAUGACUACUAAGGUAGCUACUUUUGUUUAUUACGAGAUAUGACCACUCUUUCUUUUAGUUUUAGUUUCACGAGCGAGCCAGCCUAUCCUAGAUUCGACAUUGCUUAUAUAUCAUAUACCACAAAGUCAGUUUGUUUUCUUCACGAGUCUCUCAAAGCGGUACAACGUAGAUAGUCAUGAUGAUACGAGUCGUAAUAUUUUUGUUAACCAAGCAUGUAUGCAAAACUCCUAUAUAUAAACAUCAAAGCAUCCGAAUAAACGCUGCCAAUUAACGCGUACGCUAGGGCCCAGUCUUGUAAGCUCUCCCAAACGCCCGUCCGAGGUUCGCCCAAUAUUUUUAUUUUCCGAAUAUUUUUUAAUAAUCCGUAUAAGUAAAUCGAUAGAAUACUGUGUACGAUGUGAAUUUAAGGUGGUGGUGGAGGAGGAGGCACUGCCUUGGUAGGCUCGGCAGUUGGUGGUGGUGCGGGAGGCGGCAAGGCUCGGCCGCCUUGGACCAUCAUAUGCUCGUCGAUUCUGCCCUUUUCGCCAUACUCCAUGCGCUUCCAUGUAACAAUGCUUCCCAACGAAGGGUUGAUUUCAAAGACACGCACGCGGCGAACAUAGUCCUUGUAGCCUCCGUAGCCACCGAGGCCAACGCCACCAGCAUAACACAUCCAGAGGGCAGGCACGCGCUUGUCGCCUUCGCCCUCGGGUGAGAGGAGGCAAUAGUCGUUGGCGUGGUCACUAUAUACGAGUUAGCUUUUUGUUUAAUACAACUUGAGACGGGACAGGAAACGCUUACUGGCCAGCGCUAACCAUCACGACGCCUUGUUCGACAAGAGCAUCGCGGAAUCCAGAGUUGUAUUUCGGCGCUGUUACACCUUCGCGCCACUGACCAACCCAGGGGCCGGUGGUCCAGUUGGUGUAUUCAGUAAGGGGGAUGUGGAUAAACGAAAUGUCGAGAUGGGUGAGGCUGUACUCUUGGUGCUUCUUCUUUAGGCCUUGGGCUGUCUUCUUGAACCACUCGAUCUGGCUAGGCUUGAUCCAUCCGUAGCCUGGGUAGUGCCUCUCAUCUGGGGAGUAGGCAUGCGUGUCGAGGAAGUACAUGGUGAUGGCAGAGUGGUCCGCGCCGCUUUCUGCUCCUACUUCAAUGACAUAGUUUCCAACGCCAUCGACAUCUGCUGGUCCGGCGGUUGCCAUGGAGUAAGGUAACGUCUCCAUGAUUUCCAUCUGCGCUUCACGGCUUAGGCCCUGCGGCGAGUCAUCAUGGUUUCCAAAAAUGGCAGCCCAGGGCAGCUUGUGUUCCUUUAGCAAGGCAAUGAUCUUGAACAUAGCCGAUUGCGUGUCGGGUGAGCUCUCGCCGUUGACCUGAUCUCCGCUAAGAACAACGAAAUCAGGCUUUUCAUCCAAAAUCAUCUGAUUGACAAAAUCAAGCGUUCUAGGAUCAGCUUGACAAUCAACCCCAUUAAGCUUUGCGGGCACCGGCUCACGGCAUGCACCGACACCAGUGCUAAGAUGUAGAUCAGCGACCUGCAAGAUUUUGAACUUUCCGCCCUUUGGAAUUUUGAGUUUUGGGACUUUAUGCUCCGCGGGCAUCCCUCGGCGAACAGUAACGUGGACGCUAUGUUGCUUCUUGGUCCGUGACAUUAUUAGAGGCAUGGCUCGGAUUUCCCAGUUAUCACGGACUUCGACUGCGUCAUCGCCAAAGAGGACAUCAAUGGCCGUAAUGGCAUCGCCGGAGUCGCUUGAAAUUUUCUUGUCAGAUCGCAGCAGCCAGAUGCCAUGUGAUCUUGGUUCCCAGGUCCCUUUCGGCGUGGGAGCUUGCACGUUUGCGUCGAGGCGUCCGAUCUUGAUAUCUAUCACGACCUUGUCCUCUGAUGUGAGGUCUUCUUCAUGCUUUCGCUUGAUAUACAUGUAGGACUCGCUCCAGGCCAAUCCAAGAUAAAGCUCCUUGUCUAGCCUGGUCCAGCCGUCGCCCUCUAAUUCGCAAUUCGACAAAAAGUUGAUUUUCGAGCAUUUCGCGACUUCUACGUCAACGAUGACAGACCCAGGGUGGUGAGAAGGGAGGUGAUUAUGAAUGGCGACGGGCAGGACUCGGUAAUUUCGAUCGAGGAAUAGCACGACAAUGAUACCGAAUACAAGGGCAGCAGAAAGCUGUAUUAACGUGCGAACCUAUGGUACCUAGUUAGCAUGGGGUGGCGGCUCAGAAGCGUAUGUGUGGUAUCGCAUACGAUGCGUCUCGUCAUUUUGUAAUAUUUUGUACUAGCGUGUCGAUAUGUGCACAGGCGAGCCGAGUUAUCAGAAAGAUGAAGCCGCUUCAGCUUCAGUCGGGAGCUGCGGCACUGGUAAUGUCUGGUGGCGAUCAAGUCUCGUGAUGCAUGGCUCUCGGCAGUCGCAGAAGAUCGGAGUGGCAGCAGCGAUGAGCGCCAGUUGUCUUGAUAGUUAUGGUGCUGUUGUAUUAAUUCAGCAACAGUGCAGAAUAUGCUACACCUGUACCGAGAUCAACUGCAAAGCGAUGGCGGUGGUGAAAUCUGGCCGAUGGUAGAAAGCAACACGCAAGUAAAAAGAAAGGCAAAGGGGCUUG